UAUACAUAUAAAUAUAGAUAUUUUGCAAAGCGAUGGUUUAGUGUGUGUAAUAGCGCAAAAUGUAUUUAAAUCUUAUCAAGUAAAAAGAAACAUACGAGUAUAUAUAGUAUGUAAUGUAUAGAAAAAUGUACGUUAUCAGAACGGAAAAACUUUAAUUUAAGUACAGACAUUUUUGAAGAAACUGAAACAUUUGAUACAGCAAGAUAGGUUAUGUUUUUGCACGUUAAAACACAUUAUGAUUUAUGCUUCAACAAUUUUUUAAAGAUAUCCUAAUCUUUUCUAUUACUCUGUUAAUAAAAACAAACAGCAUGAUUUCUGAUGAAUAUAAACAAUACAAUACAUGGAAUAACAUAAAAAUAAAUAAUGAUAUUUACAUGGUUUCUGUUACACAAAAAGAUAACAUAAUUAAAGUUUUCCUAACUAAUCUUAUUGAAAUAUGGAUUGACACAUUGACAAAAGAAAUUAUUUUGGAUAGAUGUCGGAAGUUAAAUCGACUUUUAAAUAUUGAAGCUCUUGAUUAUAAUGACAUUAUAUUGAAUAUUUUGAAUGAUAUAUCAAAAUAUAUUAUCAAUGCAACUGUGGAACAUAUCGAGUUGCAAGUUCAAGUAGAACGUUGUUUAAUGAAAUUUGAACUAAAUUUAACAAAAGGAACAUCAGAAGAUUUUUGGGAUUUUAUAACUAAACCUCUAUGUAUAUCAUCGAUGGAAAUUAUUCAUCAGCACAAAUUUCUUUUAGAUUUAAUAAGAAAGAAAGAUGAAGAAAUUGCUGAAUAUAAAGCAGAAGGUGCAAAAUUAAUAAGAAAGAAUAUUGAAACAAAACCUUUCAAAGAGGAACAGUUCAAAUUAACUAUUUCUAAUCCAAAUAUUAUGGAUUGCACAAAUGCAUUUCAAAGCAUGGUGAAUUUUUAUAAUAAACUUAAUUUAUACAAACGUAGUGCAAUUCCUAGAGAAUCUACAAGCAGUAGCAGCAUUAAUGAUGCUGAUGACACGCACAAAAUGGAGCAGAAUAUUAUUAGUUCUGUUCAGAAUGAUGAUAACAGUGUGUGUAAACAUGAGGAUACUUUUAUACAAAACAGCACAGAAUCUAUACAUUCUGAAAAUAAACAGCAAGGCAAAGAUACAACUAGCAAGAAAAUAACUAAGAAUAAAACAGGAACCACAAAUAUGGUACAUAGGCCUAAAAAGCUAAAAAAAGAAUCUGAACAUCUACCUGAAAUGUUACCCAGACGAGAAAAUAAAAAGAUAAAACGGAAAAGGUGUCGACAAUGCACUGUCAAUGGUUUACGGAAAGAAACUAAUUACUACUGUUCUGGCUGUAGAGAUAAUCCGGGUUUGUGUUUAGGCAAAUGUUUUAAGGAAUAUCAUAAUCUUACAUGAUAUUUAACAUUAAUUUAUAGGUUUUAACGCUACUUAUUACUUUUACCUACUUUUGCACAAAACAAUGAGAAUAAUUUUCUCAUUUAACAUACAGUUUUCUAAGCUUUCCUAUUUUUUUAGUAUCAAAAGAUUCCAAAUGAUAUUGUUUUUCAUUUUAAUUAUAUUUACUUCCAAAAGUAUAUUGACUGAUGAAUAUGAUACAUCAUUGGUUUUUUGCAUCAAUAAUUUGUUGAGUAGUAACAGAUUUUAAAGCAGUAAACUAUGUUUUACCUUCUUUUUUUAUUUUUACUUUAAAUUUUUUCCUUCCUCUCAUUUUGUUAACACAAAAAAUGUCUGAUAUACAAAAUUUAUAUCAUAAAAAGAUAUAAGUAUGUAUAGAACCUGAUUUCAAAUGAAUUAAUGAUAACUAAUUUUAUUUGUAUAUAUAAAUUAUUUAUAAUAAUCUAAAAUAUAAUUAAAUAACAUUUAAUUAAUAUAUAUAGAAUUUUAAGCCCUUUCUCUGGAUAUU
Bombus pyrosoma is the source of this 1884-nucleotide messenger RNA. Its product is annotated as non-homologous end-joining factor 1-like. Gene Ontology annotation, molecular function: DNA end binding. The record is from RefSeq and is a predicted model, not a curated record. Bases 243 to 1376 code for a protein of 377 amino acids. The transcript has 5 exons. Gene Ontology annotation, biological process: double-strand break repair via nonhomologous end joining. NCBI's taxonomy places the organism in Eukaryota, Metazoa, Arthropoda, Insecta, Hymenoptera, Apidae. Gene Ontology annotation, cellular component: nucleus; DNA ligase IV complex.